Rhizopus microsporus ATCC 52813 is the source of this 1654-nucleotide messenger RNA. RefSeq names its product dihydrolipoamide succinyltransferase. Gene Ontology annotation, molecular function: dihydrolipoyllysine-residue succinyltransferase activity. Gene Ontology annotation, cellular component: oxoglutarate dehydrogenase complex. The record is from RefSeq and is a predicted model, not a curated record. The coding region runs from base 219 to 1559 and encodes 446 amino acids. NCBI's taxonomy places the organism in Eukaryota, Fungi, Mucoromycota, Mucoromycetes, Mucorales, Rhizopodaceae. The transcript is spliced from 7 exons. Gene Ontology annotation, biological process: tricarboxylic acid cycle.
GUCGGAUGAGGUUCUUGACAUCACAAAGAAUGAUUCGCGCAAAGACUAAAUUGAAUUCAACAUCCGUACGAAAGAAAACCUUCUCCCGAAAAAAUAAUUUCCCUUCCGCUGUUACCCGGUUAUAAUACUUAGCCUUGGAUUAAAAAAUUUAUUUUCUCCCUCCUCUUGACUCCACUAUCAACCACCUCCCUUUUCUCUCUUUUGCGUCUUAUUCAGUCAUGCAGUAUUCUCGCGUUGCUCUUAGACUAUCUCGUGUUUCUCUCUCAAAAAACGUAAUUGCUACUACUGCAGUGCGUCAUGUUCAAAGAAACUUGCAUGUUCAAACCGCUGCUUCUUUAUAUACAGUUGGUUAUGACCGUUUAAAACAAAACAGUAACUUACAAAACAGCACCAUCAAGAACCAAAUUAGAACAUACGCCGACAAAGUAAUCAAGGUUCCUCAAAUGGCAGAGUCUAUCUCCGAAGGAACUCUUAAGCAAUGGGUUAAGCAGGUCGGUGAUUUCGUUCGUCAAGAUGAAGAGGUUGCCACCAUUGAAACCGACAAGAUCGACGUCACAGUCAACUCCCCUGCAUCAGGCACUAUUGUCGAAGUAUACGCUAACGAAGAAGACACUGUUGCUGUCGGUGCUGACUUCUUCAAGUUGGAACUUGGAGAUGCACCAAAGGAAGGUGCUGCUCCUGCAAAGAAAGAAGAGCCCAAGAAGGAAGAAGUGAAGCAGGAAGAAGUCAAGAAGGAAGAACCUAAACAAGAGGCUCCCAAAAAGGAAGAACCCAAGCCUGCUGCUGCUGCCCCUGCUCCCAAGCCCGCCAAGAGCGAAGCCCCCAAGCCUGCUGCUGCUGGCGAAAAGGUCUUUGGUAACCGUAAUGAAACUCGUGUAAAGAUGAACCGUAUGCGUCUUAGAAUUGCCGAAAGAUUGAAGCAAUCUCAAGAAACAGCUGCUUCCUUGACUACAUUCAACGAAAUCGACAUGACCAACUUGAUCGGUCUUCGUGCUGACUACAAGGAUGCCGUCUUGAAGAAGCACGGCGUCAAAUUCGGUUUCAUGUCUGCCUUUGUGAAAGCCGCUGCUGUUGCUUUGCAAGAAAUUCCUGCUGUCAAUGCCUCUAUUGACGGUAACGAAAUUGUCUACCACGACUACGUCGAUAUGAGUGUCGCUGUUUCUACCCCCAAGGGUUUGGUCACUCCUGUGUUGAGAAACGUUGAAGACAUGAACUAUCUUGAUGUUGAAAAGAACAUUGCUGAACUCAGUAAAAAGGCUCGUGACAACAAGAUCACCAUUGAAGAUAUGGCCGGAGGUACAUUCACAAUUUCCAACGGUGGUGUGUUUGGUUCUUUGAUGGGUACUCCUAUCAUCAACUUGCCUCAAACUGCCAUUUUGGGUAUGCACGCUAUUAAGGAAAGACCUGUUAAUGUUAAUGGAAAGGUUGAAAUCCGUCCUAUGAUGUACGUUGCUCUUACUUAUGACCACAGACUUAUCGAUGGUCGUGAAGCCGUUACAUUCUUGGUUAGAAUUAAGGAACUCGUUGAAGAUCCUAGAAGACUUCUUUUGAACAUUUAAAACACCCAACUCAAUAUCAAUCAUUUGCAUCUAUACUAUAAUUAAUGAGACAAAAAGAAUCAAUAAAUAAAUCUUGUAAAAAACCGAGAACAGCA